Molecule: messenger RNA, 2349 nt
Organism: Phyllostomus hastatus (greater spear-nosed bat)
Lineage: Eukaryota; Metazoa; Chordata; Mammalia; Chiroptera; Phyllostomidae
Gene: CD300LG
Product: CD300 molecule like family member g
Exons: 8
Coding region: 58-1260 (400 amino acids)
Cellular component (GO): plasma membrane
Molecular function (GO): transmembrane signaling receptor activity
Source: RefSeq, a predicted model, not a curated record
CCCCAGAGGCGUUCCCAUUCCCAGUGUGUGCGUGCUCCUGCGCGUCUGGCGCCCACCAUGAGGCCCCUCGUCCUGCUGUGGGGCUGCCUCGUGCUCCCAGGCUAUGGAGCCCUGACGGGCCCGAAGAAGAUCAGAGGGUUCGAAGGCGGCACCGUGUCCCUGCUGUGUGCCUACGACAAGAAGCUGAGGGACCACCAGAAGUACUGGUGCAAGAACAUCGGGGUCCUCGUCGACCGCUGCUCCACCACUGUCUACACAAGAGCGGAUGGCCGGGAGAGUACAGAGGGCAGGAUGUCCAUCCGGGACAAACCGCAGGAGCUCAGGUUCAACGUGACCCUGAGGGCGCUCACCCUGGAGGACUCGGGAGACUACUUGUGUGGCGUGACAAGACUGGGCUUUGAUGUCACUCUCGGGGUCUCUCUGGUCGUCCUUCCAGGUCCCUGCUGCUCUCCCUCCCCCGCCCCUUUCCUCCAGCCUCUUGCUACGAGCCUCCAGCCCAAGGCCAGAGCUUGGCAAACUCAGCCCCCAGCACGGACUUUUCCUGGUGUCCGCCCGAGAGUCACCACGGCCACGCGGGGGAAGACAAAGGCCGAGGCCUCUCUGCUCACAGGCACAUCCCCGUCCGAGCACACAGGAGCGUCUUUGUACUCAGGAACCUCUCCGCACGCAGGGACCCCUCCGCGUGCAGGGACCCCUCCAUAUGAAGAGACCCCUCCGUAUGAAGAGACCUCUCCGUAUGAAGAGACGUCUCCUCACAAAGCAACCUCUCCUCAUGCAGGGACCGCAGGCCCGUCCACUCACCUGGACUUCAUCUCGGCAAAUGAUGCCAGUCUGCACCGCAGCAGCAGCAGCAGCAGCAGCAGCAGCGCCAAGUCCAGGGUGUGCCCCAUAACGGUCCGCAUGUUGGCGCCGGUCCUGGUGCUGCUGGCCCUUCUGCUGAUUUCAGGGCUGUGUGCCCUCGGCAGGUGCAUCUUCCAGUGGAGGAAGAAAGUUCAACUGGCCAAGGAGACUCAGAAGAAUGAGAAGGUCCACCACUCACACUUGCCUCUGGGCAAGGGCCAGGUCCCGGAGUACGCCAUGGUCAACGCCGUCGAAGCACCCACUGGGCCUGCCGCCAGCCCCCGCACGGAGAUCCAGUGCCUAGACCAGACUUCAGAGCAAGAGGAAGCCCCGUCCCAGCACCCAGAGGGCGAGGCGCGCCCAGGGCCUCCCCUUCACAUGUCUGAGGAGCUCAAGCGCUCCGUGUUCGUCUCGGUCUAGCGGCAGGACGCCCUCCAGGCCAGGCCUGCUGUGAAUCUGCGUGGCUGGAUUUCGGCUCUCUGGAAUAAGCUUUCUGCUGUGGCUUCAGGGUCCACCUGCCAGACCCCAGGGCUCUCCCCGCGCUCCCCAGGCUCUCCCCCUGCACGCCCCAGCCUGACCUGGAAGCCUUUGUCCGCCUGCCCUGGUGGCCUCCCAGCUCCAGCAGAGACUGGGGCCUCGCCUAAAUGGUCACAUGCCCGGGCAGGGCGUGCAGCCGCUGGGCCCUCACCAGGGCCAGGCAGGGCUCAGGAGACCUGGGCUGAGCUGUGUCUGCUGCAGGCAACCCCCCGGGGCCUGGGUGCCCAGCAACAGGCUCCCCACCCCCGCCCUCCGGUCCCCAGGUCUCCUCCCCUUCUUCCCUGCUCAGACUCGGGAGGAGGGAGCAUGCCAAGGUGAGAUUGGAAACCGUGCCUGGGGCCAGGCCCAGAACUCUGCAUUUCUAACCUGUGCCUAGUGAUUUGAGGUGGGGAACCCUGAGGCCUGAUGAAUAGUCAGGUCCCUCCAGCUUGGAGUGGGUUCAUUGCCCAUGGAGCUGGUGUGGCGGGGGAGGAGUAGAAAACCACUGGUGUGGGUGGGUGUCUGUAAUGGGGGAGGGCCUGGCUGGUGUGGUGCAGUGGAUGGAGCCUUGACCUGAGAACCGAAAGGGCACUGGUUCGAUUCCCAGUCAGGGCAUGUGCCUGGGUUGGGGGCCAGGUCCCUGGCUGGGGCCGUGCAUGAAACAGCCUAUCAAUGUUUCUCUCCCUCUCUUUCUCCCUUCAUUCCCCUCUCUCUAAAAAUAAAUACAAAUAGCAUAUCAGCACUUCCGCAUGUUUUUACAAACCUUUUUUAUUGUAUCCGUGCACUUCCAUGUGAUUGUUCUCCCACACUAGGUCAUUAUUUCCUAUUGCUUUAUAAAUAACAGCUGGUGACGAGUCUUUGCACAAGGCUUUAUUUGCAUUUGGAGAUUUUUUUUAUUUUUUAAAAGAUUUUAUUUAUUUACUUUUAGAGAGGGGAAGAGAGAUAGAAAGAGAGGGAGAGAAACAAUGAUAUGUGAGAGAUACAUCGAUGGGU